AUGAAUUCUCGUUUCAUUUCUUUUGCCACUCGAUCCCUCAAAUCCCGUAACAACAAAUCCCCCCUUUCCUUUCUCUCCCAAACGAAUAAUUGCUUCUCCUCUAGCCCCACCCAAACUGCCCCGCUGUCUGAUUUCCAGAAAUAUCCUCCUACCCUCGAUGGCUUGCGCCAGCGGCUCGAAGCUGAGUCACCGAUCUUAGCCGACUUUACCAAUCUCCAAUCCGAAAACCACUACUCCGUUGAAGUUGGCACCAAGAAGAAGCCUCUUCCCAAACCCAAAUGGAUGAAGGAAUCAAUCCCCGGGGGCGAAAAAUAUACCCAGAUAAAGAAAAAAUUGAGGGAAUUGAAAUUGCACACCGUAUGCGAAGAAGCCAAAUGUCCUAAUUUAGGGGAAUGCUGGUCUGGCGGCGAAACCGGCACUGCCACUGCCACCAUUAUGAUUCUUGGUGAUACCUGCACUCGCGGUUGCAGAUUCUGCAAUGUGAAGACAUCACGCACUCCACCUCCUCCAGACCCAAAUGAGCCCACAAACGUGGCUGAGGCAAUUGCUUCAUGGGGUUUGGAUUAUGUGGUGAUUACUAGUGUUGAUCGUGAUGAUUUACCAGAUCAAGGUAGUGGCCAUUUUGCUGAAACAGUGCAGAAAUUAAAGACAUUGAAGCCAACCAUGCUCAUAGAAGCUUUGGUGCCUGAUUUUCGAGGAGACUCUAGCUGUGUAGAGAAAGUUGCAAAAUCUGGGUUAGAUGUUUUUGCUCACAACAUUGAAACUGUUGAGGAGCUUCAAAGUGUAGUACGCGAUCACCGUGCUAACUUUAAGCAAUCUAUGGAUGUUCUAGUAAUGGCAAAGGACUAUGCCCCUCCUGGUACGCUCACCAAAACGUCGGUAAUGUUGGGGUGUGGAGAAACACCUGACCAAGUUGUGAAAACUAUGGAGAAAGUGAGGGCAGCUGGUGUUGAUGUAAUGACUUUUGGUCAGUACAUGAGACCCUCAAAGCGUCACAUGCCUGUAUCUGAAUACAUAACUCCGGAGGCCUUUGAGAAGUAUCGAGUUCUUGGCCAGCAAAUGGGAUUUCGAUAUGUUGCAUCUGGCCCCAUGGUGAGGUCGUCGUACAAGGCGGGAGAAUUCUAUAUUAAAUCCAUGAUAGAAUCAGAUCGUGCUGCGUCUUCUUCCUAG
Fraxinus pennsylvanica is the source of this 1170-nucleotide messenger RNA. NCBI's taxonomy places the organism in Eukaryota, Viridiplantae, Streptophyta, Magnoliopsida, Lamiales, Oleaceae. The record is from the annotation of a GenBank genome assembly.